Molecule: messenger RNA, 372 nt
Organism: Pseudozyma hubeiensis SY62
Lineage: Eukaryota; Fungi; Basidiomycota; Ustilaginomycetes; Ustilaginales; Ustilaginaceae
Exons: 2
Coding region: 1-372 (123 amino acids)
Source: RefSeq, a predicted model, not a curated record
AUGGAAUCGUCCAUAGAACAAGUCGCUGCCAAGUGCAGCAAGCAGCUGGACACCUUCCAACGCUGCAUCCUCGCCAAUCAGCAGAACCCCGGAGCAUGUGAGACGUACAAAACCGACCUUUCUCGCUGCGCCGCAUCAGCCGUCCCCUUGCUCAACGAAAUCAAGAAUCGCUGCGUAGCGCAAGUCAUCGCGUACGACAAGUGUCUCGAGCAGUACUCGUCCAAGGGAGAUGCCGAGCUGGAAAAAGCCUGCACGCCCAGAUUGAGGGACCUCUGGUUCUGCACCGAGAAGGUCAAGCGGGAGAUCGAGGGUAGUGAGAAUGCCGAUCUGCAGAAGAGCAAGCUGGCGGGGAGGGAGGCGCUGUCAAAGUAA